Messenger RNA from Acanthamoeba castellanii str. Neff, 1329 nucleotides. Its product is annotated as cytochrome p450 superfamily protein. Gene Ontology annotation, biological process: sterol metabolic process. The transcript has 8 exons. Gene Ontology annotation, molecular function: oxidoreductase activity, acting on paired donors, with incorporation or reduction of molecular oxygen; iron ion binding; heme binding. NCBI's taxonomy places the organism in Eukaryota, Discosea, Longamoebia, Acanthamoebidae. The coding region runs from base 1 to 1329 and encodes 442 amino acids. The record is from RefSeq and is a predicted model, not a curated record.
AUGGAGUGGACGGUGUGGGCGGCCUUGGUGCUGGCUGCGCUGUUGUUGGUGGUGGCGAGCCAAAGGAGGAGGAAAUAUGCAGCAUCAACGCAGGUCUCGCCCUCCGCGAAGCUGCCCCUACCGCCGGGCACGAUGGGCCUGCCCUGGUUCGGCGACACCGGCCUGGGGCUCUACCUGCGCCACCCCGCCGAGUGGAACACCCGCAAGCGGACCAUCUACGGCGACGGUGAGGGCAAGUGCGUGAACGUGGCGCACCCGUGGACGUGGAAGCAGCUGCUCGGGGCGCACUCGCUGUCGGUGGCGGUGGGCGACGACCACGCGCGCAAGCGGGCCGUCCUCUCCAAAGCCUUCACGCCCACGGCCAUCGGAAUGUACGCGCCCGUCAUCGAGAAAAUCACGCGAGAGACCCUCAGCAGCUGGGCCACCAAGGGCGAGUUCCAGCUCAACGACGAGGCGAAGCCGUUUGCGUUCCGCAUGGCCACGAGCAUCCUGCUGGGCCUGGACCUCAGCGACGAGCAGGCCACGGCCUUCACCGACCUCUUCGGCGCCCGCCGACAGCUGCUGGCCAUGGUCGAGGAGGUCAUCCUCCGCCGCCGCGUGCGCGACAGCCAGCGCGACCCAGCCGAGGCCGCCGCAUCGCGCGACAUUCUUUCCAUUCUUCUGCAUGACAUGCGGAGCGGCACCGAGGAGACCCUGAGCCUGGACGAGCUCAAGGACCAGGUCCUGCUGCAGAUGUUCGCCGGGCACGACACCACGUCGGCCGCGCUGACGUCGCUGGCCUUCGUCAUCGCGCGCUACCCCGACGUACGCCGCCGGCUGCAGGAGGAGGUGGCCGCCGCCUUUCCCGACCCCGCGCAACCGAUCCCCGCCGAAGCUCUCAGUGGAGAGUACCUGAAUGCGGUGAUCAAGGAGGUGCUGCGUGUAUACACGCCAGUCGGAGGCGGCUUCCGAGACCUGUCGGAGGACGUGGAGUACCAGAACCAGUGGUUCUUCCCCAAGGGGUGGAAGAUCAGAUUCUCGGCACUGGCGAGCCACAGCGACGCCACCGUGUGGCCGCAGCCGGAAAAGUUUGACCCCGAGCGAUUCCUCGAGCCCAGGAGAGAGGACCAAAAGGUGAAGGGCGGCUACAUUCCAUGGGGCGGCGGGGCGCGAGUGUGCCUGGGCCAGCGGCUGGCCGUGCUCGAGCUGCGGAUGUUCGCCAUCCUCCUCGUGCGCUGCUACGAGGCCGAGGUCGUGGGCGACACGUCGCGCAUGCACUACUUCCCCUUCCAGUUCCCCCUCGCCGCCUUCCGCGUCCGGCCAGCAGCCACCACACCAACCCACGACUAA